Molecule: messenger RNA, 306 nt
Organism: Cynocephalus volans (Philippine flying lemur)
Lineage: Eukaryota; Metazoa; Chordata; Mammalia; Dermoptera; Cynocephalidae
Product: C-C motif chemokine 7-like
Exons: 3
Coding region: 7-306 (99 amino acids)
Biological process (GO): eosinophil chemotaxis; immune response
Cellular component (GO): extracellular region
Molecular function (GO): chemokine activity
Source: RefSeq, a predicted model, not a curated record
UCAGGCAUGAAGGUCUCCGCAGCGCUUCUGUGCCUGCUGCUCACAGCAGCCGCCUUCAGCACCCACGUGCUUGCUCAGCCAGAUGGGAUUAACACCUCAGCCACCUGCUGCUAUAAAUUCAUCAAGAAGAAGUUCCCUAAGCAGAGGCUGGAGAGCUACAGAAGUAUCAGCAGCAGCCAGUGUCCCCAGCCAGCUGUGAUCUUCAAGACCAUAUUGGACAAUGAGAUAUGUGCUGACCCCAAGCAGAAGUGGGUUCAGGAUUCCAUGAAGUACCUGGACAAGAAAACCCAGACUCUAAAGCUUUGA